This is a messenger RNA of Camellia sinensis, 321 nucleotides long. NCBI's taxonomy places the organism in Eukaryota, Viridiplantae, Streptophyta, Magnoliopsida, Ericales, Theaceae. The record is from RefSeq and is a predicted model, not a curated record.
CUUGUUGAAGAGGAACCAGUACUUCCUAGUUGUUUCCUUCGUGCCAGGACCAUUGGACUGAUGCCUAUGAUUUAUCAGAAAAAGGAUGAUAAAAUCCUCGCAGUAUGUGCUGAUGAUCCAGAGUACCGCCACUACACAGACAUCAAACAGCUUCCCCCUCAUCGACUGGCUGAAAUCCGUCGUUUUUUUGAAGAUUACAAGAAGAACGAGAAUAAAGAGGUCGCAUUCAAUGAUUUUCUGCCUUCAGCUACUGCUCACGAAGCUAUCCAGCACUCCAUGGACCUUUAUGCUGAGUACAUUUUACAGACCCUAAGGAGAUGA